Molecule: messenger RNA, 1020 nt
Organism: Oppiella nova
Lineage: Eukaryota; Metazoa; Arthropoda; Arachnida; Sarcoptiformes; Oppiidae
Source: the annotation of a GenBank genome assembly
AUGCAAAGAGGGUAUCAGCCGAUGACGAGUGCGUCGCCAAUGAUGGCGAGUGCGGGCGUUGGCGCCAAUCCAUCGGUGGUUCAGCCCAUGUCUGCCGUCAACAACACAUCCCAACCGCCGAAUCCGUCUCUUCGGACACCACUUCUGGGCCCUCAGCGGAUGUUUCAGAGCCCUAACCCUCCGCAGGGUUACGGACCCGUCAGUGGACCUCCCGGUCAGCGCUUCCCACCCACACAUCACAUGCGAAUGGCUACCAACGCACCGCCCUUUGCACAGAGGCCUAUGGUGUCGACCCCUCCCGCGCCUCCGCAGGGCAUCAAGAGAUCCGUCUCCGCAAUGAACGGACCGCCCAUUGGGGGCCUGCCCUCCAAAGGCGUCCAAAUGCCAGGAAUGGGAGCCAUGGGUCCCCCUCCCGGACCCACUCAUCACUCGAACCCUCCGACGACUUCAUCGAAGAAGAAGAAGAAACUCUCGGAUAAGAUAUUACCGCAAAAGGUGAGGGAUUUGGUGCCGGAAUCGCAGGCAUACAUGGAUUUGUUGGCAUUUGAGCGCAAACUGGACUUCACUAUAAUGAGGAAACGACUCGACAUUCAGGAGGCACUGAAACGGCCGAUGAAACAGAAGCGCAAACUCCGGAUCUUUAUCUCCAAUACCUUCUAUCCCGGGAAACCCGAGGGCGACGCCAAUGAGGAGCCUUCGGUGCCCUCCUGGGAGCUCCGGGUCGAGGGACGCCUCCUGGAGGACCCGAACGCCCCCAAAGCAGAUCAGAGCAAACUUAAGCGCAAGUUCUCGUCGUUCUUCAAGAGUUUGGUCAUAGAGUUGGACAAAGACCUGUACGGCCCGGACAACCAUCUCGUCGAAUGGCACCGAACGCCCACCACUACAGAGACGGACGGCUUUCAAGUGAAACGUCCGGGCGAUAAGAACGUGCGCUGCACUAUACUCCUGCUGCUGGACUACCAGCCCCUGCAGUUCAAACUGGACCCACGACUCGCCCGACUCCUCGGCAUUCACACCCAG